CUUGAAAAGACACAGUUGAUGGCUGCAAUAUGUUGUUAGCUUUGUUCCGCAUCCUUGACUGAAAUUUUCCUUCGAAAGGCAUCCCUGGCCUCUUAGCAGCUUUCAAAAGCGUUCUGACUGCUUAGAGUUCAAUUUAGCUAGACUUCUGGAGAAGCUCAGCUCGCUGGUUCGCAAUGAAGUGGCAGUAUAAGGAGGACCAUCCGUUCGAGAAACGGAGGUCCGAGGGAGAGAAAAUUCGCAAGAAGUACCCGGAUCGUGUGCCGGUUAUCGUAGAAAAGGCACCCAAGGCCCGAAUCGGCGACUUGGACAAAAAGAAGUACUUGGUACCAGCUGACUUGACGGUCGGGCAAUUCUACUUUCUUAUCCGCAAGCGCAUUCACCUGCGCGCCGAAGAUGCACUGUUCUUUUUCGUCAAGAACGUGAUCCCACCCACCAGCGCAACCAUGGGUGCUUUGUACCAGGAGCAUCAUGAGGAGGAUUUCUUUCUCUACAUAGCAUACAGUGAUGAGAGUGUUUAUGGCAGUCAGGUGUAGACUAACCGCAGCUGUGCAGGCUAAAUGGCUAUGUGUGCCACUGUUUACGCCGAAUUUCCACGCAAGAUGCGCUGAUGGCACAUAUGGCCAAGUGAGGUUGCGUUCGCCCAGUAUGUGUGCGUCCGAAAUCAGUUUUUGAACUACAUAUAGCUCAUCAAGAUAUGCUUUGCACUUGUUUAUCACCUAGAGGAAAACAGGAGCGUAGGAUGUAGUGCCUUUCCCCAAUAGAUUGUGAACACACACACACACACACACACACACACACACACACACACACACACACACAUACAUACAUACAUACAUACAUACCUCCUGUCCCGUUGUUCCGCUGCCUUGUCUGAUCACGUGGCCUCUUGGUGGGAGUGACGUGAGCACUUGCAGUGAGGUCUCUUCCAUAGCAGCAGCAGUAGCAACGCACACGCACACACACACACACAUUGCUGUCAGCAUUCAAAUGCCUAUUUUUUUCUUCAUUGGCCUGCAUGAAGAGAGUGCAAUAAGUUUAUCACGUUUUGCCCUAUCAUUUUUACUAAAGUUUCCCAGAAGUCUACCUGAUGACCUUUCAACUUUCUCUCACAUGCAUAAACCACUAUUUUCUUGCUUUAAAGUCCGUAAUUGGCGUCAUCCAAGUUUUACUCCUCGCAUUUAUUAUGUACUACAUUUUGCUUGAUACUCGUUAGCUGGAGCGGUUUUGCUAUUGUCAAUGUUAUUCACUAUCAAACGUCUUGUCUUGUAUGUUUAGCCUUGUAGUCACUCCUCAGUUUUUUGUUAUUCGUUGUGAUCGAGUUCUUGCAAUAACAACCGCUGGGGAGAUAUCCAUACCUAUCAUUUCAGCUGGUUUGCCGGUACGAUAGCAAUACCGUGUUCUCCCGUGGA
This is a messenger RNA of Sycon ciliatum, 1409 nucleotides long. Its product is annotated as gamma-aminobutyric acid receptor-associated protein. Gene Ontology annotation, cellular component: autophagosome membrane; autophagosome; cytosol. The coding region runs from base 174 to 533 and encodes 119 amino acids. Gene Ontology annotation, biological process: autophagy of mitochondrion; macroautophagy; cellular response to nitrogen starvation. The transcript has 3 exons. Lineage: Eukaryota; Metazoa; Porifera; Calcarea; Leucosolenida; Sycettidae. The record is from RefSeq and is a predicted model, not a curated record. Gene Ontology annotation, molecular function: ubiquitin protein ligase binding; GABA receptor binding.